AUGCUUACAAGCGAUAUGAAGCAUUUAGAGGCUAAGACGCUGCAUUACGACGACAACUUCGUGACUGUAGCCAUCAUGAGCGGCUCCGACUUGUACGCGCAGCUAGAGGUGUGGCGCUAUCAUUUCAACAGCAAUGCGGCAGAAAGCGACGAUGACGAGGAUAUGCUGCCCACCACGAGCGCUCUAGCUGUUGCCGGCACAACAACAACCACAACAGCAAAAUCAACUGACACGAAGCGCACCGGCCGCAGCGGUGGCUCACACAUACACCUGUGGCAAUUCCUCAAGGAACUGCUCGCCGAACCGCAUGCACACGGCACGGCCAUACGUUGGAUCGACCGCAACCGGGGCAUAUUCAAGAUUGAAGAUUCGGUGCGUGUAGCGAAAUUAUGGGGCGGACGCAAGAAUCGACCAGCAAUGAAUUACGACAAAUUAUCGCGUUCCAUACGGCAGUACUAUAAGAAGGGGAUCAUGAAGAAAACCGAGCGCUCACAACGUUUGGUCUAUCAGUUCUGUCAUCCCUAUCAGUUGUAAGCGGGAGAAUACAAAUUAGAACAAAAAUGUGAAAGUGAGGCGGCGCGUAGAAAAUAAAAAAGGCAUUUGGGUAAUGCAAUGUUCAUUUGGUGUGGCAAAGAAGUGGCCUUAAUGAAAAAAUCAAUAAUUUAUUGCUAUUUAUUUAUUUAUUUAUUGCAUAUACAUGUAUAC
Messenger RNA from Bactrocera tryoni, 705 nucleotides. RefSeq names its product DNA-binding protein D-ETS-4-like. The transcript is spliced from 3 exons. Lineage: Eukaryota; Metazoa; Arthropoda; Insecta; Diptera; Tephritidae. Gene Ontology annotation, biological process: regulation of transcription by RNA polymerase II; cell differentiation. The record is from RefSeq and is a predicted model, not a curated record. Gene Ontology annotation, molecular function: DNA-binding transcription factor activity, RNA polymerase II-specific; sequence-specific DNA binding. The coding region runs from base 1 to 534 and encodes 177 amino acids. Gene Ontology annotation, cellular component: nucleus.